Molecule: messenger RNA, 1017 nt
Organism: Penaeus indicus
Lineage: Eukaryota; Metazoa; Arthropoda; Malacostraca; Decapoda; Penaeidae
Product: astacin-like
Exons: 5
Biological process (GO): proteolysis
Molecular function (GO): zinc ion binding; metalloendopeptidase activity
Source: RefSeq, a predicted model, not a curated record
AUAUGUGCUUUGUGCUGCAGGUACAGCGUGUUGCUGCUGGCUUUGGUGUCCCUCGUAGGGGCAGCGCCCUUCGUUCCUGAGGCAGCGCGGGCCUUAAACAACCCUGGCCUGUGGGAAGGAGACAUCAAGGGCGUGGCAGGACAGAAACCUGGGGAGGAGAAAUCUGCUAUCAUAGGAGACCAGUUCCUGUGGACAGAUGGUGUGAUUCCUUAUAUCCUUGCUGGAGGCUCAGACGCCGAGAUCGUAGCCGCAAUGGACGAAAUCAUGUCGAAGACUUGCAUCAAGUUCAUCCCGCGUUCCGUCGGGGAACACAACUACAUCCGCAUCACUACCAACGGUGAUGGGUGCUGGUCCUACGUGGGCAUGAUGGACGGAGGGCAGGAGAUCUCCCUUGCUCGCAACGGCUGCAUCUACCACGGUACCAUCAUCCAUGAGCUCAUGCACGCCAUCGGCUUCUUCCACGAGCACAACCGCAUGGACCGCGACGAUUACGUUAGGAUCAACUAUGAGAAUAUUGAUCCUUCGAUGGCUUACAACUUCGACAAGGACACCAACUCCCAGUACGUAGGCGAGAGCUACAAGUACGACAGCAUCAUGCACUACGGCAAGUACGCCUUCUCUACCCAGUGGGGCGUCCUGGAGACAAUCGUGCCUCUCCAGGAUGGCGUUGACCUCACGGACCCCUACGAGAAGCCCCACAUGCUGCAGUCUGAUGCCAACCAGAUAAAUAACCUGUACGGCUGCUCCAAGUAGAAAAGAGGUUGGGUUUAAUACGUCAAAUAAAUCUAGCUUUUCUAAAUUCAAGAGAUGAAGCAGCAGGUGAAUUACAAUAAGAGGUUACCCAUGGAUUGAGUCUAUUAUUGUGUUGAGGAAAAAAAGAAGUUGCUGAAACGUUGUAUGUUUAGUUAAUAUCAUGAGUAAACUAGGGAAAAAAUAAUCAGGAACUUUUUCGAAUGUUUCCCCAAAGCUGUUUUAUAAGCUGUAUUGUUGACAAUAAAAAGACUCAUUUAAACUAAA